Messenger RNA from Lutzomyia longipalpis, 1599 nucleotides. RefSeq names its product pickpocket protein 28-like. Gene Ontology annotation, biological process: sodium ion transmembrane transport. Gene Ontology annotation, cellular component: membrane. The transcript has 5 exons. The record is from RefSeq and is a predicted model, not a curated record. Bases 1 to 1599 code for a protein of 532 amino acids. Gene Ontology annotation, molecular function: ligand-gated sodium channel activity. NCBI's taxonomy places the organism in Eukaryota, Metazoa, Arthropoda, Insecta, Diptera, Psychodidae.
AUGUCCUUCCUUCGUCGCAAGGAGCUUCGGCGCGAAACAAGAAAUCUCCUGUCGGAGUACAGCGAUAGUAGCACAAUUCACGGCGUAAAGUACCUCGGGGGCCCACGAAGGCGCCUCCCGGAACGUCUAUGGUGGCUCCUAGCCAUUGCGGCGUCUUUCUACGCCUGUGGCGCACUCAUUAUUAAUAUCUAUCGCAAAUGGACUACAGAUCCGGUCAUUGUGAGCUUCUCCCAAACUCCAACGCCCCUGUGGAAGAUUCCCUUUCCCAGUGUAACCAUUUGUCCGUUGAAUAAAGUGCGCCAGAGUGUUUUCAACUUUACCGAUGUCCUCACACGCCUUCAGGAUGAGCCAAGGACCAAUUUAACAGAUGAAGAUGUUGAGCAGUUGAGAGCACUCUCCUUGAUCUGCUAUAGCUACAACUUGGUUCACUUGAGGAAUGUUUCGGGUUUCUGGAGCAAUGCAACGGAGGAGUAUUGCUACCAACUAAUGGCGCAGGUUGUUUCAUCUGAAGAAGCCCUGUUUGACAUGUUCACCUGGAAAGGUUCCUCCAAUAAGACCUACCUGAGUUCCAUUGUAACGGAAGAAGGACUCUGUUUUGUCUUCAACAUGAUGACCAAUGCGCGGAUUUUUCGUGAUGAUGUGCUUUACUUUCAAAAACCUAACGCCAACAUGGCGUCCCUCAGGGGGAUUGAUUGGACGCCAGAAAAGGGUUUCCCACCCAAUGCUAGUUUGGACAGUUUUCCCUUUCGCUUUGUUAACGGUGGCACAGGGAAUUCCCUAGAAAUCGCUCUAACUACAAAUCCGACUGACUAUGAUUUUCUUUGUGAAGGUCCUUUCCAAGGAUACAACGUCCUGAUCAAUACUCCCGUUGAAGUUCCAUCAAUAAAUGGCGGUUACAUUCGUGUACCAUCCAACCAGGAGACUCUUAUCAUGCUAAAACCUCAUCUAAUUCAAACAUCAGACAAACUACGAUCGUAUGAACCUUCGGGGAGACAGUGCUACUACGAAGCCGAACGCUACCUUCGCUUCUUUCGCGUUUAUACGCAAUUAAACUGCGAAAUGGAAUGCGUGACAAAUUACACAUUAACUAAAUGCGGUUGUAUCGCCUUCCAUCUUCCACGUCUACGUGGAAUAGAAAUCUGCGGUCCUGCUAAGAUACAAUGCUACCGUGACGCAGUUGAGGAUCUCAACAACGUUGCAGUUGACGGAGUUAAGGGAUUAGAAGCUGAUGAAGAAACACCUAACUGCAACUGUCUGCCAUCUUGCACAUACCUAACCUAUGACUCUGAAAUAUCCUACGGUGACGUCAGCUUCAAAGGUCACUACCGCUCUAAUACUUACUUUGCAAGUGGAACCAAAGAGAACGUCUCAUAUGCCUACAUAGCGCUCUUCUUCAAGGAAGAUCAAUUCAUCUCCCUCCGUCGUGGUGAACUUUUCGGAAAAACAGACUUUGUAGCGAACUGCGGUGGUCUUCUGGGGCUCUUCAUGGGUGUUUCGCUACUUAGCAUUGUUGAGAUUGUCUACUUCUGCACAAUUAGACUUCUCUAUCGCCUCAAAGAAAAUCGCGAGAUUAUGCCAGAUCAUGUUCAUUGCACAUGA